GUUUGCUCCGAAUCGUUCAAUCAAUCAAUUUAGGCCGUCCUCGCAUCAUCAAUCAGCCUAUAAUAAUGCCGUCGCCUCCCUCGUUGGGAAUAUUGUGCUCCACUCAUUGUUUACCGUCAAGAAAAAGAUGGAUUCAACUCAUUAAAAAUCGACGACGAUCAAAUCAUGCGCGAGACGAUUCAGAGACCAACGGGGGGUUGGGAGUUAACAAGAACCCGGAAUCCUUUCCCUAUUCAAUCGUACCACUCCAUCGCCGCCCCAGAAAAAGACUCAGAAAACGAGGAUGCAGUGACGAUGUCGCGAGCCCGUCGAAAAAGAUUCGUUUACUCAAAAUUCUACCGAAUAGAUCAGGUGACUUGAUAGCAUGCGAUUUGCGCGCUGUUGAUUUACAUGAUGCCACCUACGACGCACUUUCUUAUACGUGGGGACCUACAACUCGAAAAGAGGCUGCAAGCGGGAUGGAUAGCGAGAGGCGCUAUCCUAUAAUGUGCAACAACAAACGAUUACUCGUAACAGUAAAUCUCUUCAGUUGUCUGGAACAGCUCGAAAAGAAUCGACAUUACCACCGGGAUCUUUGGAUUGACGCGAUAUGCAUAAACCAGAACGAUCCGCCCGAGCGUAAUCAACAGGUCCAAAUCAUGGGAGAUAUUUAUAGGUCGGCGGAACGUGUGAUUGUGUGGCUUGGCCCCUCUUAUGAGGAUGCGAAGCCUGCUUGGGAGUCAAUUAAAGCUUUGAAUGAUCUGCCAAAGGACGAGAAGAAUAACAUCCUACCUGCCCGUAUCCCUCACAUGCCCAAUGAUGACAAUUGGGACUCGCUUGCUUCCCUUUUCGCAAGAAGCUGGUUUUCUCGAAUAUGGGUAGUGCAAGAGCUCGUAUUAGCCAGAGAGACCACCAUCUUAUGCGGCGACUAUACGUUCGAUUGGAGUGACAUGGUUUCUGUCUCCGACUUCAUGUCCAGGCAGGCAUCUACGAACACGUUCAAGGCGCAUUCUUCCAGGAACUCAGGCACCAAUUUACUUUCAUAUAAAAAUCCGUCAAAAUUAGAUGCAAUAAGGAGGGACAAAAACGGGGGAAACGCCCAGGUUAGGUCAGGAGAUAUCCUACUUCGUAACAUGGUUAGAUGCCGCACUUACGAAGCAUCGAAGGAUCUGGAUAAGGUGUAUUCACUUCUUGGCCUUGCAGACCCUGGAUUGGGCUGUAGACUGCUCCCUGAUUAUGAAAAGGAAGUUUCGGAGGUCUACAUAGACGCCGCCAAAUAUAUUCUCGAAAACACUGACGACUUGCACAUUCUAGCUCAUGCGGAAGGGGAAGAUUUCAAGCGUGUGACUGGAUUACCAACUUGGGUUCCUGAUUGGGGCGUGAAAGAGCAUGUAGGGCUCAGGAUCACUGGCUGGUAGGUGUCAUACCUAACCCCUAUUUACCGCCAUUACUUCACCAACUAACAAGAUAUAGUACGUAAUUAAAAUUUUCGCUUCUUCACUUAAGUUACAGGAACAAGCAAUUACUUUUCAUAAUAUGAAGCAUCUCAUGACUAACAUACGCGUACUAAUUAGAUCAAAGGUACGAAGCUGCUGGU
Messenger RNA from Hypoxylon trugodes, 1576 nucleotides. RefSeq names its product heterokaryon incompatibility protein-domain-containing protein. Bases 66 to 1397 code for a protein of 443 amino acids. The record is from RefSeq and is a predicted model, not a curated record. The transcript has a single exon. Lineage: Eukaryota; Fungi; Ascomycota; Sordariomycetes; Xylariales; Hypoxylaceae.